AGUUGUAAACAAACCAAUUUGAAAUUGAAAAGAAAAUUAACUUGACUUGGUUUACUAAAAUAUUACUACUGCUAUAGUUCUGCCUGCCUGAACUGAUGACCAGGCAGCUUACUAUGUGUGCAGAUCAUAGCUAUUGUUGUUGCAAAUCCGAGGGAGUAAUGACUAGAAUUGACGAGCCGUCAAAACGCAAAUAUUUGAUUUUGAAGUUGUAUUAAUGACUUCAUAUUUAGAUCAAACAUACAAUAACAUGGAUGUGGCUGAACUGUUUAGGUGUUGUCGGUCUGGAGAUAUUGAGAAAUUAAGGUACCUAAUCGACGUCAAGGAUGUAGAGUUGAAUGUUCGAGAUUUUUGGGACAGUACUCCAUUGUAUUAUGCAUGUUUAUGUGGGCAUGAAGACAUGGUUGAAUUGCUUUUGAAGAGUGGAUCAAGAUGUGAAGCCAACACAUUUGACGGAGAGCGUUGCCUGUAUGGGGCAUUGACUGAUGAAAUUCGAAGAAUUUUGGAAAAGUAUAAUGCAGUAAAUUCAGAUUGUAUGAGACGAGAGUCAUAUUAUGAGUUCUUGCGAAGGUGUUUUGAGCAGGGAGCUUUUGCUGAUGUCCAUUUUGUAGUGCAAGAAGACACUGUUCCUGCUCACAGGGUGAUUCUAUCAGCUAGAUCUUUGUAUCUUGCCGAAAUGUUUAACACAAAGUGGAAGGAAGACACAGUGUUUUUACCAAAACAAUUAUUCAACUCUGGUCAGUUUCGAAACAUGUUGAAAUAUUUUUAUACUGGAAAGUUGGAUGUUCCUUUCCAGGAAUGUGAUGCUUAUCUUUAUCUUGCUUCUCUCUUCCAAUUGGAUGAACUUAAGAAGCUUAUUGAAACACGUGUGGAAAAUGCAAAAACAUUUGGUGAAUCAAAGAGAGGUUUUGUUCGUGUGACAAUGAUUUGCAUUGAUCCUUCAAUGGAGCGACGAAAUCUUAAAGAGGAAUUCACGAAACUUGCCGAAGUUGCACUCCCUGAUCCAUUUAGAUUUCAGCAACUUCCCGAAAUGUCUUUGUUUAUUUCACAAAUGUUAGGCGAUAACGAGAAUGCUCUUGAUGAUUUAUCGACACUUUCCGAUGUCUGUUUCCAUGUUGAAGAUUUUGAAUUUCAUUGUAAUAAGGUGUUUUUCUAUCAUCGUAGUCAUUAUUUUAAGGCAUUAUUUGACUUCUCCAACACUGCUACAGCAGCCGAUCAACGACGAAAUCUAACGGGAAAUUAUAGUAUAAACAUUCGCGACCUCACUCCAGACAUCUUUGCGGUCGUUGUUGCUUAUAUGUACACGGAUGACGCAAAGAUCCCGUCUGAUUUCGAGGGCAUCUUCAAUGUGAUCUGUGCUGCCGAAAUGUAUUUGCUCCCUGGUCUCAAGCGGUUGUGUAUCAACUCAAUGAUCGAGAUACUAGAUGUGACUAACGUUGUGCAGGCUGUGCGAGUUAGUAGAACUUUCUCAUCGCCACGAUUAGAGGCCGAGUGUUGCUGCUACAUUGCUGAAUACAUGGACGAGCUUGCCAAUGAUCAAAGUUUGAUUGAGUUGAUUCUGGAAGAUGCUCGAGGCAUAGAAGAGAGACAAGAAACUGAUUCCAUCCCUUUGGUUGACGACAUUCGAUCUCAUCUCUAUAGCUCGCUACUUCCAAACUAUUCGUCUGAAAACCCAACUUCUUCGUCUGAACAAAGGCUUGAAGCUCUUGAACAUAUGCUUAGAAACAUAGGCCUCGAAUGUUAGAACAGUAUUCGUAUGUGGUUUGUUGCUAUUUUUAUCCCAAUAUUUACUUUGAAAAUUUUGGUCGCCUUCAAAGGCCCCUGUGCUUUGAUCUUUAUCUAAAUUCAUUGUAUAUGAUAUAUUUUGUGAAUUUAUGGUCCUAUGUAAGGGAUCCGUAAUCCAGCUUAAGUCAAGCUUUGAAAACGUGAAUCCACGAGCAUGAAAUCUAGAUUCUAAAGAGCUUGGAUCUGGAAUUUGAAACCUCAAUAGAUCCUUUUUCAUAGGACAACAUUUUUAUAAUAUUGUAUGUUAUAUUAGAAUAAGUAAUUCUAUAAUUGCUAUAAGCAGUUUUUGUUGAAAGUGACGUCUUCAAGAGUAAUAAUGUCAAGUCCAUUCGGUCGACGGACGAAAAAUUGGUCCAGGUUAGCUUGCAAGCCAGUAGCAUUUUGUAAGUUUGGAAUUCGUGUAAAAUAUUAUGUAAUGAUUUAGUGAAAACGUAGCUAUUUAAUUAAUUAAUCAACAUCCAUACAUUUGA
This is a messenger RNA of Xenia sp. Carnegie-2017, 2252 nucleotides long. RefSeq names its product ankyrin repeat and BTB/POZ domain-containing protein 1-like. The transcript has 13 exons. The coding region runs from base 215 to 1741 and encodes 508 amino acids. The record is from RefSeq and is a predicted model, not a curated record. Lineage: Eukaryota; Metazoa; Cnidaria; Anthozoa; Malacalcyonacea; Xeniidae. Gene Ontology annotation, cellular component: ubiquitin ligase complex; cytoplasm. Gene Ontology annotation, molecular function: protein binding.